AUGGCAAGCAAGAAAUUUGACAGAUUCUAUGAUGAUCUGAAUAAACUUGAGCAACUCGAGGAUAGAUUAUCAAAUAACUUAAAUCAGAAAAAUCUGGCUAUAAAAGCAGGCGAACCUACUGGAAAAUAUGAGUAUUUGAUUCAAAGUAGUGUAGAUAGUCUUAGAGAUGACUUAUCAAAAAUAUAAAGACUAGCUUUUGUCUAUUAAAACGAGCCACACUAGCACCCUGACCUAACUUAGAAAGAAAGGUAGAAGAGAGUGCAAAAAAUUGAGGAGUUAGAACAGAGGAUUCCACAGCUUUUAGCCCAAGCCAAGCAGUCAAGUAACGCCGAUAAUAUAUCUGGCAAAUAGAGAGGCUAUAAUCAAUAUGAUGAUGAGGAAAGAAAUUAUAAUAGAGAUGAAGAAGGAGAAUUCGAAGAUACAAAAGCGAUGGAUGAAAGACAACUUAUUACUAAAAAUAAAAAGAUUAUGAAUGAUUAGGAUAGAUAACUCGAUGAGAUUCAAGGAAUUGUAUCGAGCAUUAAAUAUGAAAAUUAAAACAUGCAAGAUGAAUUAGGGCAUUAAAAUGUGAUUCUUAGCAAGAUAGAUGGUGAUAUAGAGAGAAAUUUUUAGAGAAUGGUUAAGGUUGACAAUAAACUAAAAAAGCUUAUUGCUAGCUCAAAUCAUUGGUGCAUCUGGAUCAUAAUAAUCAUUGAAAUUGUGAUUCUUAUACUUGUAAACAUCUGA
Stylonychia lemnae is the source of this 726-nucleotide messenger RNA. NCBI's taxonomy places the organism in Eukaryota, Ciliophora, Spirotrichea, Sporadotrichida, Oxytrichidae. The record is from the annotation of a GenBank genome assembly.